UGUAAAAAGACAAGACUGAGUGUGCGUGGUCUGAUUCAGGCCUAAUUAAGCGGUUGCUUCUGGGCAGGGCUACAAAUGAAUAGCGGCUCUGACUGGGGAUCCCGUCAGUAGGCAGCCGCAAGGGUUCAGCACUCACUGAAAGGAAGCUGUUCAUUGCUGUUUUGGGCUCCACUAUGGCGAAAAUCAUUUUAAGGCACCUCAUAGAGACUCCAGUGCGUUACCAGGAGGAGUUUGAAGCUCGAGGUUUGGAAGACUGCAGGCUGGAUCACGCUUUAUAUGCCCUGCCUGGGCCAACCAUCAUGGACCUGAGAAAAGCCAGAGCAGCGCCGCAGCCUCCUCCAGCAGACUCAGCGACGGCAGAGAUGCCACCCGAAGAAGGCAAAUCUUGCUUUCAGAUCCUGCUGGAUGUGGUCCAGUUCCUCCCCGAAGAUAUCAUCAUUCAGACCUUCGAGGGCUGGCUGCUGAUCAAAGCUCAGCACGGAACCAGAAUGGAUGAGCACGGUUUUAUCUCUCGUAGCUUCACCCGGCAGUACAAACUGCCAGAUGGUGUAGAAACCAAAGAUUUGUCUGCGAUCCUCUGUCAUGAUGGAAUUUUGGUGGUGGAAGUGAAGGAUCCACUUGGGACUAAGUGAAACCUUAGCGGUUCCUGUUCCAAUGAGGAAGAUGAUAGCUCAGCCAAUGGUACCACGGGAAUAUUUCUAUUAUCCAUGUUUGAAAUGACUCUUUUGAAGAUUAAAAAUAUA
Heterocephalus glaber (naked mole-rat) is the source of this 743-nucleotide messenger RNA. RefSeq names its product heat shock protein family B (small) member 3 (gene Hspb3). The record is from RefSeq and is a predicted model, not a curated record. Lineage: Eukaryota; Metazoa; Chordata; Mammalia; Rodentia; Bathyergidae. Gene Ontology annotation, cellular component: cytoplasm; nuclear speck.